CCCAGAGUAGAAGCUGUCAAAAUAAGCAAACGUCCCAUGCGCUCUCGAUCCUGUGCAGACCGACCUGAGGAGCUUUUGGAACAGCUGUAUGGAAGACUCACAGCUGGCAUGCUCAGUGCCUUCCAUCACACCCUGCAGUUGGAGCCCCUGGAAAAUGACCAGAACAUCAGUUGUCCUGUGGGAGGCAGGCUAGCUACUGAUAAGACAUAUCGGCUCCCCAUCAAUCUCAACAGUGUCUCUCCUUGGUCCUACAGAAUCUCCUACGAUUCUACCCGGUAUCCGAAAUACAUUCCUGAAGCCUACUGCCUUUGUAAGGGCUGUCUUACAGGUGAUUACGGAGAAGAAAAUCUCCAUUUUCGAAGUACGCCAGUAUUCAUGCCGACUGUCAUCUUGCACCGAACCACAUCCUGCACGGGCGGCCGCUACGCUUACACUGAGGAUUAUGUCUCUAUUCCUGUGGGCUGCACCUGUGUACCAGAACAUGAAAAAAGAAGCACAAGUGAAUUCCAGCAUAGAUAAAAGAGCAGUAAAAUUGAUGGGAAAUCAGAAUAAUGACAAGCCAGCAUCCAAAUGAGGAAUGGAAAGGAGGCCAGAAACAAAGGAUGUUUCAGUUCAUGAUUUCUGUUUCGAAGAACUGCAAUGUCCACUUCCUGCAACAGAGUUCAUCUCAGUUAAUUUCAUAGAACUUGGGGUCAAUUGUAAUUAAAAUUGUCCUUUCUUUAAAAACAGUGGAGUUUGCAAGAUGCCUUUUUCCUCAUAAAUGGAGAUGUGACAGAUCCUGGGGAGUUGCAAUAUUGAAAUGCUGGGGGACACUUACAUUGAAGCAUUUUAAGGUAUGUAAAAGUGCUACAUAACCAUUCCAAACUUCAGUGCUUUGUUAUGCAAAUACUCAAAAUAUGCUGAGCAGGGAUGCAGCAUUGAUUUUUGUGUAUAAUAAAAUCUAGGUUCAACAGAUUUUGGAUAUAAUGGACAAAUUCUUCAUUUGAAUUGUUUACCCAUCAAAUCACGCUUUUAUUGAAAAAUAUGCUAUUUGUAUCAAUUACAUAACACCCGGGACAUACAUUGAUGCAAAUGACAAAUUCAGAUUUAACAAACACUCAGACUUAAUGCAUGCCCCUCCCUACUCGGGUCUAUGAAGUCAGUGUUUCAUUGCAUUUUUCCUACAUCAUUACAGAAUGCAAGUGAGGGCCACUGAAAUGAAAGUGAGAACAAUAUAAAUGAAUAAUUAAAACAUUUUUCAAAGAAUGCUGAAAAAUUAGCUGUGCAUCUGCAACUGAUUUUUAAAAAAAUGUAAGUAGCUUUGACUUGGUAUUUAGAAUCUUAUAUUCUGGAAUUACAACAUUAAAACUGUUAUAAAAGCUAUUGAAUACAUUAAGCAUGCUGGUGGCUACAAAUAUACAUGCUUUUUAAAAAGGGACUCAAUAAAUAUAUAGAGAAUAGAUCUGUCAGUGCCUAUUAAUCCUGGUUGUUUAUUGCCUCAGGCAGAAAUGUACUAAAUGGGUUGUGGAGUUGCCAACUAUACAAAUAUUAAGUACUUAUCAAUCAAUGUUCAUAGAAUAAAUAACCAUUGUUUAAAAACAUUCAGAUUUGGGUUUUACUUUAAGUUUGGAUUUAUAUCCUAAUCUGGCAUAUACUAGCCAUAGCUCUGGGAACACAGUGAUCCAUCCGUCAGAGCAAAUAUCGCCAUCCACACUACAAGAGAUGACCUCAAUCAGGCAAUCUUCAGCUACACUGCAGAAGCUGGCCAAGUCCUGAAGAGCCCCAAUUUGGAGAAAGCUGACUGUGACAGAAGUUGCUUUGCA
Molecule: messenger RNA, 1802 nt
Organism: Protobothrops mucrosquamatus (brown spotted pit viper)
Lineage: Eukaryota; Metazoa; Chordata; Lepidosauria; Squamata; Viperidae
Gene: IL17D
Product: interleukin 17D
Exons: 2
Coding region: 37-519 (160 amino acids)
Biological process (GO): inflammatory response
Cellular component (GO): extracellular region
Molecular function (GO): cytokine activity
Source: RefSeq, a predicted model, not a curated record